AUGACAACUCCAAGAGUUCCAACUACAUUUACAAGAAAGGUUCCAGGAGGAACCAAAAUUACCUCACCAGCAGGAGGUUUAUCAGCAACAGUAACAGCCACUACAACCGCAGCUAAAAAAUUACCAAAUGGUUGUAAGGUUUCAAUACAUAAUUCAAAUUUACUUACAAGCACAGGUUUACAAGAUUUGGAUGAUAUCAUUGGAGGCGGUAUACCAGUAGGAAGUAUUUUAAUGAUUGAGGAGGAUAUUAAUAGUAGCUAUUAUAUAUUCUUAUUAAAAUAUUUCCUUGCAGAGGGUAUUUUGCAACAGCAAGGUGUAUUUUUUUCAUCAUUAAUUGGUAUUGAUCCAUUUGAAAUUUUAAACAAGUUACCACAAAGAAUUACAAAAGAAGAAGAGAUUGAAAACGACAAAACUGACAAUUUAGCAACCAACAGCAAUAAACCAUCAAACCCAACAGAUGAAUUAAAGAUAGCGUGGAGAUACCAACAAUAUGUUCAAAACGAACUUUCAAAGCAACCAACUACCUCAUCCAUUUUAAAUCAAACAUUUUGCCAUAGUUAUGACUUUACCAGAAAGAUGAAUGUACAAUCAAUGAAUCCAAAUUUAAUCCAUACAUUAUCAUACUCUUCAAAUUAUUCACAGGUCGAGGGUUCAUCACCAUACAGAAAUCUAUUUUUAGAGAUUCAAAAUUUAGUUUAUAAAUAUAAUAAAGAGGCAGCAGCUAAUCCAGAUCAAACCAAAGUACUUCGUCUUUGCAUUCAAUCUUUUUCAUCACCACUUUGGUCAAAUAAUGAGGAGGGUGUUAUAGAGUUCCUCCACGCACUUAAAGGUUUAUUAAGAUCAUCCGUUUGCACCUGUGUCAUCUCAGUACCAACUUAUAUUUAUUCAAGUGCAUUUGUUAAAAAGAUAUCACAUCUCUGUGAUACUGUAGUCUCAAUUAAUUCAUUCAGUGGUAUGGGUGGUGAAACUCCAGAGCAAUUUGCAGAAUACCUUGGUUUCUUUAACAUUAGAAAAAUAGCUAGAUUAAAUACACUCUCUUUAUCAUUCCAUCCAGAUAUGUUAACCUAUGUUUUCAAAAUGAAAAGAAGAAAGAUGUGCAUUGAAACCAUUCAUUUACAACCAGAGAUGUCAAGAGCUGGCGACUCUAAACCUGAGGAUUCAAAUAGCAAUAAAAAAGAUGAUGGUAAUAUAGUUUCAAAAAUGAAGUCUGGCAGUGGUUUAUUAUGUGGUGCUGAAAAUGAAAAUUUUUAUAAAAAUGAAACAUUAAAAUUGAUUAGAAAUCUUUGUAUUGAAUACUAUACCAACCUAUUACCGGAAGAUUCAAAUGUAGUAUUUUCUGUUCUCGAAACAAAAUGGUGGUUAGAUCUUAAAAAACUAUUCAGUUUCUUUGAUGAUAAUAUGUUUACAUUUAUCUUUAUAUUAUUCCCAGAAAAAGAAGUGUCUUUAGAAUUAUAUGAUGCCAAUGUAAUGAAUCUUUUUAUUGUGGCAUCAUUGUUAUCAUUUGAUUUUAUUGUUGAACUAAACUCUCUAUCAUUCGAAGGUUCAGCAAUUGAUACAAUUAUUUAUUCAAAGACUACAAGUUUUAUGAGAAAACUACCAAAAUUCUUAAGGGAGCCAAAAAGAAAAAGAAAAUUAAUAGACAAGCUAUACAACUAUUCUGAACUCGCAAAUGAAGCCAUUUCAUCAAAUUUAAGAGAUGAAAUUCAUAAAAGCGGCCCAGAUAAUAGUCAAAAGGAUUUAAGAAUUCAAUUGUUUAAACUUUUGUUUAAUAGCCGUUUCAACUAUCUAAAUAGGGUUUAUUGUAUUUAUUUGGCUUUAAUCAAUUCCUUAUCGUUAAGUGAAAGGGGCUUUUUAUUUCUCAACAAAUUAAAAGUUGAUGAAGAGAUUUCAGAAUACUUGGAAGAAUUUUCAACAAACUCAAUUUCUUAUUUAAACUAUAAAAAGGAACAAGGUGGUAGCUCUGCUCUGGAAAAUAUAGAUUUAAUUGACUUUGUUGACUUUAAAUUGUUUUAUCAAAUAAUGAUACAAAUCCAACUUAAAUCAAUUAAAUCACUGGAAGACUUGAAUCAGCUAUUUGGUGAAUCAAUUUUAAGAGAGUGUGGCCAAAUUUGGGACUAUGUAUCAAAUUCAUCCGAGCCAUUUAUCGAUCUACAAGUAUUUUCAAAUCCAACCAACUAUUUUAACACCAAGGAAAUUUUAGAAAAAAUUGAAAAGAAAUCUAAAAAGAUUGGCAAAAUAGAUAAUGGGGUCUAUUUAUUAGAGAACGAGUUUUUGAAUACUGUAGCACCAAAUUCUUUAGAGUACUUAGGCUCAUAUAAAAAAGACUUGGAUGAAUUAACACCUCAAACAUUCUCAUCUAGAUUUGUCGACGAUUUCCAUUUUCAUUCAAAUAGAAAAAUUGAACCCGAUGCAUUUAGUGUUAAAUUAAAAGAGUUUAAAGUAAACAGAAAAACAUCUCUCAAACUUAAUCAAAAGAGUGCUGCUGUAUUCAAAAAAUAUGCAGAUUCACUAAAUGAUCCAAUAAAUAAAUUAAUCAUUAAUAAGCUUGAUCCAACCAAAGAAGAAUUGGAAAAAGAGAAAUUAAAAAAAGAAAAGGAAGAAUUUAAAAAAUCUUUCAAUAAAAAAUCAGUACCAAUAAAAUCAAAUAUAAAACCAAAAAAUGAAAGAGAUAAAUUAUUAGAAGAAAGAUUAAUCAAAGAUAAAAAAAAGUUUGAAGAGAAUUUAUCUUUAAUGGAUUCACCUCUACAAACACUCAAGUUUUUAAAUAAUUUAGAUUAUUUAGACAAAGCAUUUGAUCUUUAUGAAUCACACUUUAAUAAGCUUUUACAAACCUAUAAUUCAACAAAAGAAAAGAAAUUAAUUGAAAAGAUGGAAGAGUUAAAGUCACUUAAAUUUAAAGAGAUAAAAAGAGUCAAUCCAAGUGCAAAGAAGUCUGAAGUUAUAGUUACAGCAGAUAUGAUCGAUUUAUCAGAAUUAGAGCUACAGUCCAAUGAAAAGGUUCCAUAUUAUCAAUUGGUUCAGAACUAUCUUAGAUAUUUCAAUGAUUUACAGCCCGAUUCAAACAUUAGUCAAAAUUUAAUUAAAAGUAUUUCAAAAUAUUUAUAUGAAAUCUCAAAAUCAAUUUUAUUGUUCAGCGACUUGGCAAAUUGUUUAAACACAAAGUUUAAAUUGGGGAAAAAAGAACUACCAAUUAAUGAUAACAAUGGUCCAAAUAAUAACUCAAUUGAGUUCCAAAUUAAAGAAACCCCAGAAACAUUGGUCAGAAAUACAGGUGGUAAACCGGAUUCAAGAGUACGUGGUUUUGUACCAGAUAAAUGGCAGGUUGAACUUUUGGAUAUUGUAGAUAACAGGGAGUCUGCUUUAAUUUGUGCACCAACUUCAUCUGGUAAAACUUUUAUUUCAUUUUAUACAUUUGAAAAAAUUCUUCGUCAAGAUAAUGAAGGUAUUGUAGUUUUUAUAGCACCAACCAAAGCAUUAGUAAAUCAAAUGUAUGCCGAAGUUUUAGGUCGUUAUGAAAAGAAUUUCGUUGCAAUUAAUCAUCGUCCAUCAAAUAAUAAAACUGUUGGUAUAUUUACUAGAGAUUGGAGAUUAGAUAUGGAAAAUUGUCAAAUCUUAAUUACUGUUCCACAAUGCCUCGAAAUUUUAUUCCUUUCAAUUGCAAAUAUUCAAUUUAUUCAACGUAUUAGAUAUAUUAUUUUUGAUGAAGUCCAUCAAGUUUGUAACACAGAUGGUGCUGUUUGGGAACGUUUAUUAUUAUUUAAUCCAUGUCCAUUUUUAGCUCUUUCCGCCACACUAGGUAAUUUGAAUGAAUUCCAUCGAUUCCUUCAAAAAAUAGAUCCAGAAAGAAAGGUUAAACUUAUUCAUUAUACUCAUAGAUUUAAUGAUUUAAAAACUUUUUUCAUUUCUCAAUCAAGAAAAGAAAAAAAACAAGACUUAAUUUCAGAUCAACAAGAAACUACAAAAGAAGAAAAAGAAGAAAAAGAAAUAAAAAAAGAAGAAAGUGAGGAAAAUGAAGAAGAUGAAGAAAUUAAAUUUGGUUACGAUGAGGAUAACGAGGAAAACAAAGAUAAAAAAAUUGAAAGAGUUUCGUUUGAAUACAAAUUAAAUCCAUUACACCCAUUUUCAUCACUAACAACAAAAGUAGGUGGCUUAAAUAAAAUAUCAAGUGACUUAACUUUAAUACCAAGUGAAAGCCACGAGUUAUUUGAGGCUUUAUCAAAGAUUAUUGGUUACGAAAAGGUAAAACAAUUCGACCCACAACUUUAUUUUGCAAAAAUCGAAAACAAGGAGUUUAAUUUAGAAAAACAACAAAUUUUCAACUAUCAAAAUGAAUUGAAGGAAUACUACAACAAUCUUUCACAAGAACAAAAGCUAAGUGUUUCAUCUUCUUUAACUAAUCCUCUUUAUGACAAUUUAAAAUUCAAAUGGGAGAGUGAUAUUACCAAUAUUGUUUUAAAGCUCCAAGAAGAUAAACUAUUACCAGCAAUUAUUUUCUGCUUUAAUAGAACUCAAUGUACAAAUUUAGCUCAAAGAGUCUAUUCAGAUCUAAUGAAAAGACAUCAAAGCCCAAAUACUAAAGAAGAAAGAAGAGCUAUUGAUUUGGAGAUUCAGAGAAUAGAAAAAGCAAUUAGCGCAGAAAAGAAACAAUUAGAUAUUUCCGAUGAAUUAAUGAUUGAAUUAGAAAGAUUAAAGUCAAAGAAAGCCUCACUGGAAUAUAUCAAACCACAAUUUGGCACUAUUUCAUCCUCAGAUAUAGACAAGGAGUAUAAAAUUAAAAAUAAUCCAUUAACUCCAGUUUUAAUGCAGGGUAUUGGUGCUCAUCACAGUGGCUGUGAUAAAAACUACUUACGUACUGUCGAAUUCCUUUUUAGAGGUAAAAAGAUUCAGUUGCUUUUUGCCACCUCCUCUUUGGCAGUGGGUGUUAAUAUGCCAGCUAGCACAGUCGUAUUUGCAGGUGACUCACCAUAUUUAAAUGUUUUAACUUAUAGACAAUGUGCAGGUAGAGCUGGUAGACGUGGUCUCGAUUUAAGAGGUAAUGUGGGUUUCUUGGGUAUUUCCAAAUUUAAAAUUAAUCGUUUAUUAAACUCAAAUCUUUCAAACAUCACCGGUAAUACAGUUUUAUCACCAUCAUUAUGCUUAUCAUUAGUUUCAAGAUAUGAUUUUUCAGCUAAUAGUUCAAACAAACCUUCUUUAGAAUCAAAUCAAGCAGAGUCAAAUGAACCAAAUGAACCAAAAAAACCAAUAGAUGAAUCAGAAGAAAUUAAAGAUUCUUGGGAUAAUUCAGAUAGCGAAAAAGAAAGUAUAAAGGAUAGUUGGGAUAAUGAUGAAAAUGAAAUAUUAGAUACUAGUAAAAUUAAUAGUGAUCAACAAAUAACAUACCAACCAAAAAAGCAAUUGGAUCAAGUCUCUAAAGUAGAUAUUGAAAUUUUAAAGAAGGCCACAAAAUCAUUAUUAAACAACUCAUUCUUUUUGGGCGAUCCACUUCAAGUUCAAUUUUUAUUUUCAUUUUCAGUAGAUUAUCUUUUUAGAGAAGGUUUCUUAAAUCGUAAAGGUGUUCCAUUAAAUCACUCUGGUUUGGUAACUCAUCUCGGUUAUUUAGAACCAUACAACUUUGUUUUUGUAUCAUUAUUACGAUCUGGCCUUUUUGAUAACCUAUCACCAAAUCAAAAAGAACGUGAUCUUUAUAUAAUCCAUGUUUUAUCUUAUCUAUUUUGUAUUCAACCAAUUCCAUCAUCUAAAGCUAGAUCGCCAAGUAUAUUGGUUCUUCCACCACUUCCAACUGAAGCUUUAAAUAUAAUCAAGAACCAUAACCAACGUUUAUUAAAUACCUUUUCAACCUAUGUCAGAAUUUAUAAUCAAUAUAUAGGUAAAAAUAUGCUUCCACUCUCAAGAAAAAUAAACAAAUUUAACGAUCAAUACAAAUCAUCAUCAAAAAAAUCGGUCGAAAACUGGAAUAAUAAUAUGAAACCAUUUAAAAAUAAUUUAGAUAAUUCCAACACAGUUAACUCGUUAUCUGGUCUCUUCUAUGUUAAUAAUAUCCAGAAAUUAGUAGCAACCUUCCAUUCAAAUACAUAUUUCUCUCCAUCUGUUUUACCAUUUUGCGAGAUUAAUGGUAAAACAAAUUCAUAUUUAAUGGAUUUCUAUAAACAUGGUCAAGUUAAAACAAUUUUAGAAGAUAAUGGUAUUAAAGAAAGUGAUAUUUGGACCCUAUUAAAAGAAUUUUGUUUAACACUAAAGGUCAUUGAAGUAGCUCUUCAACACAGAGAUCCAGAUUCAACAAUUUCAAAUGCAUUCACAGGUUUGUCAAAAAGAUAUUCAGAAAAAUUUGCAAGUAGCUUUGAUUUUUAG
This is a messenger RNA of Dictyostelium purpureum, 6348 nucleotides long. RefSeq lists its product as uncharacterized. Gene Ontology annotation, molecular function: nucleic acid binding; ATP binding. Bases 1 to 6348 code for a protein of 2115 amino acids. The transcript has 4 exons. The record is from RefSeq and is a predicted model, not a curated record. Gene Ontology annotation, cellular component: elongator holoenzyme complex; cytoplasm. Gene Ontology annotation, biological process: tRNA wobble uridine modification. Lineage: Eukaryota; Evosea; Eumycetozoa; Dictyosteliales; Dictyosteliaceae.